CAGCAGGCCUGCAUUGAUGAGAACAUGGAGGUGGUGCAAUUCCUGGUGGAGAACAGUGCCAAUGUGAACCAGGCUGACAAUGAGGGCUGGACCCCCCUGCACGUCGCUGCUUCCUGCAGCUACAAGGAGAUUGCCCAGUACCUCCUGGACCAUGGUGCCAACAUUGCAGCGGUGAACAGUGAUGGGGACGUGCCUCUGGACAUUGCUGAGGACGAUGGCAUGGAGGCCAUGCUGAGUGCCGAGAUUGCCAAGCGAGGGGUGGACGUGGAGGCUGCCAAGCGGGAGGAGGAGGAGAUCAUGCUGCAGGACACACGCCAGUGGCUGAAUGCCGGCAAGAUCGAUGACACCCGGCACCCCAAGACUGGUGCCAGUGCCCUGCAUGUGGCAGCAGCCAAGGGCUACAUUGAGGUCAUGAGGCUGCUUCUGCAGGCUGGUUAUGACCCCAAUGUGCAGGACAAGGAUGGCUGGACGCCCCUGCAUGCUGCCGCGCACUGGGGAGUGGAAGAGGCCUGUCGCCUGCUGGCUGAGCACCUCUGUGAUAUGAACUCUCUCAACAAUGUGGGUCAGCGGCCAUUUGACUUGGCUGAUGAAUACACACUCGGCCUGCUGGAGGAGCUGCAGAAGAAGCAGGAGGAUCUGCGCAGCAAGAAGGAAGCCAACCUGAAGCAAGCAGUGAUUGACACCAGCGUGGAGCAGCAGCCAGCCUACACCAGCAAGCACAGGAGGAGCUCCGUCUGUCGCAUGAGCAGCCGAGAGAAGAUCUCAGUCCAGGAUCAGUCCAAGGAGCGCAAGACCCUGGGCCCCAUCUCUGUUGGGGAUGAGGAGAGCGGCUCUGCCUCUGAAGGGGAAGAGCCUGACAAGCCCAGUGAGGUGAAGAAGGCAGCACCCUCACAGGAGAAGAGCACCUUGAAUGGGGUCACCAUUCCUCCCAUUGCCUCCACCAUAUCUGGGCAGAAGUUUUCUGGAGGGCCCAGCCACGUUGCGGAGCCUGAGAAGGUGCCCGCACCUGCCUGGAGGGCAGGGCUCCGCAAGACUGGCAGCUUUGGGGUCCUGCAGGAUGCCCAGCUGGAGGAGGCUUCCCCGAAGGAGGGUAGGAUCAAGCGCUCAGCAUCUAGUCCCCGGCUGGACACAGAUGAGAAGCCACAGGACAUCUGGGAGCUCCUGCAGAAGUGGAACAGGAAUCUGGUUGGUCCAGGGUUAGCCAAAAAGUCGAGCAUAGCUGCAGAAGUAGCCAGUCAGGAGGAAGGGAGUGCAUCAGGUGACCUGAACAAGGAGCCUCGCCUCGCUCGGGUCCCACCAACCCCCACCUGCCGGAUCUUUGCCCUUCCCGAGUCAGAGCCCCACAGAACGAGCUCAGAGGGUGGCUUGCAGAUGAAGAUUGAUGGGGGCUCUGCCCCUCCCCAGCCUCCCCCUUCCAGCAUCAGCAGCUCCAGCACAGACCCCCGGGACCGCCGACGGUCCUACCAGACCCCUGUGCGGGACGAGGAGUCCGAGUCCCAGCGCAAAGCCAGGUCACGGCUCAUGAGGCAGUCCCGACGGUCCACUCAUGGUGUUACUCUCACUGACCUGAAGGAAGCAGAGAAGACCAUUGGCCGAGCCGUGGACAAUAAGGUCUCAGAGCAGCGAAUCAGGGAAGAUGAGAAGCGGGACCGGGGAGAAGGGGAGCAGCCUCUGGAGACUGCGGACUCCACCCGGCGCUCCCGCUUUCCUGCCUUGGAGGGCUCCUCAGUCUAUACUGUGAAUCCCAUCGUGGUCAACUCUCAGGCAAAAAAAGGGCUGGAGCCUGAGGGGCCAGGGCCAGGUGCGGAGGCAGAGGCUGAGCUGCGGAACCGCCUGGCUGUCCGUGACCGCCGAAAAGGCCGGCGGGAGCGCCGCUCCACGGGCAUGGUGCAGGGUGGUGAGGGUGAUGAGAACGAGGAGCCCGAGGCAAACAGCGAGGUUGCUCCUGGAUACAGCAUAUCCGAUCACUUGAAUAGCCUCUUGCCAAACCGGACGGGUCCCUACAGCUCUGCUAGGCACAACAGUAUGGGCAGCUCCAGGGAGGAGCCUGACCGUGACUACAAGAAGCUCUAUGAGGACCUCCAGAUGGAGAACGAGAAGCUGAAGGAGCAGCUGCAGGAAACGCAGUUGAAGCUGACGCAGAUCAAGCUGGAGCUGGAGAGGGUGACACAGCGGCAGGGGCGGUUUGCAGAGCGGCCGGCGCCGCUGGAGCUGGGAAGAAUUGAGCGCAGGGCCUUGGAGCGGAAGGCAGCUGAGCUGGAGGAGGAGCUCAAGGCUCUCUCGGACCUGAAAGCCGACAACCAGCGCCUAAAGGAUGAGAAUGCAGCUCUGAUCAGAGUCAUCAGCAAGCUCUCCAAGUGACUACCUGCCUCCUGACUGGGCCACAGCCCACACACCCACACACACCCAUACUGCAACCGCACUUCCCCAAAAUGCGACCAUACACGUGUGCACACCCUGACCCCAGCAGUGCAACUAUAUAGGCGGGCAGGCGCGCACACACACACACACACACACACACACACACACUGGUGGGCUAGACCACGUCAAAUCAACCCCCAACCCAGGAGGCCUGUUCAGCCUGAGAAACACUCCCAAAAUCUUCCACUCGGGGUAGUGGAGGGGGGACCCCUGCCAGAGACUCCCAACAGAACCAGACCUGCUGCUUGGACCUUCCCUCCCCCUUAUUUAUCCUGUGGCUCUUUACCUUUGUUCCUGCUCUUUGUUUAAGUGAAGCUGAUCGUUUGUAGCUUUCAGGAGCCAGCACCAGGUCCACUAUGCUGCCCCCUCUCGUCCUGUUUGUGAGAGGGGUGCCCCCUCCAGCGUCUCUGUGGGUGGCACCACCCCUUUACUUCUUCCUCAGUAAUGAACAUUUUGCUUGUGGGUUGCAAGGGGGGAAGAGGUCUUUGUUGGUGUAAAGGGGCAGUGAAAACUAUCCCCACCAGAGCCGAGCUUGCAUCUGGCAGGAUUGAUGUCAUGCCAAAUUUGGAUCUCUGUUGUUGGGGCAUGGCCACAGGCUAGGCAGGGAAAAUAGCCAAGCUGGGGGUGCUGUUGGUAGGUGCUAGUGGGGCAAGGUGGGGAUUUGAUGGUGCUAGGCAUGGGAGGUGAAGAGGAGGGUGAAGGUGGGCUGAGAAAAAAGAUGGGUAAGGUAGGGAGCAAGGCAGCUGGGGGGUGCUGUGGCAGUGUUAGGGGUGGGGGGAAUACAGUGUUAGGGGACUGGGUAUUAGGGGGCUCCCUGGAUGCUGGGGGGCAUCUCACUGGGAUCUGUUCCUGCUUGGCUCUGCCCCCUCCAGCUCAAUGGAGCCCAAAAAGGGGGUGGGCUUACUACACUACUCCCAGCAGCCUCUGCUGUACUUUGUGGGUGGGGUGGGGAUUGGUGUCCUCCUGUCCUGGCCCCAUCUCCUUUGAGGUAUCAAAGGGGAUAUGGCUUUUCUUUCUCAGCAGCCUUAGAGCUGUACCUUGAGGCGGCGGGAGCUGGUGCCGCACUUGGCCCUAGCCUCUUUGAGGUGUCAAAAAGGGGCAUGAGGGGAGAUUCCUAGUUUCUUCCUCAAAGGGCUUCCUUGUGCGUGUCCCCAUGGUCUGGGCCAUGGGUGCGGGGAUCCCAGGUUGGUGCCACACUGCAGGGGAAGUGGGGCAGCAUCCCCUGAGA
Messenger RNA from Alligator sinensis (Chinese alligator), 3649 nucleotides. RefSeq names its product protein phosphatase 1 regulatory subunit 12C (gene PPP1R12C). The record is from RefSeq and is a predicted model, not a curated record. The transcript is spliced from 23 exons. Gene Ontology annotation, biological process: signal transduction. The coding region runs from base 25 to 2361 and encodes 778 amino acids. NCBI's taxonomy places the organism in Eukaryota, Metazoa, Chordata, Crocodylia, Alligatoridae. Gene Ontology annotation, cellular component: cytoplasm. Gene Ontology annotation, molecular function: enzyme inhibitor activity; protein kinase binding; phosphatase regulator activity.